GCGGGGGGGAGUGGGUGGGAGAGCAAUUCCUUGGCUGUUUGGUUUUUGUGUUUGUUCUUGUGUUGCGCCGGGAAUUGGUAUAGUAUUAUUGGGUUAUAUUGUGCGAUUGUGGGAGAUGGUGAAUUUUUGAGAUGUGGGGUAUUUGUUCAACACAGACAAGGGGGUGGGAAGGGGAUAUAUAGAGGACGACCAACCGGCUAGCGGAGGAUAGAAUAAUGGAUGAAUUAGACAAUCGUGUUAAGUACAAAACUCCUUGUCAGGUUGCAAGCUAUCUCUGCGGACGGGGUCGAGCCCUUGCUUGCUUGGGGGGUGAUUUGCUCUGUUUUUCUGCCUGCAAUAUCCUUUCUGAAAAUUGGUGCAACCCGUUUAUCUUACUGAUAUCUAUAAUUGCCCGUAAUUUAUUAGCAUGCAAGCGAUGGAUUUUUGCAAAGGGAAUGGAGGGACACUGUUGGACACUGCACUGGCUAAGGCUGCGGGGACCUUGCAUUGGAUCGCGAGAUGGGGUUACUGAGAUAACUCGCUCUCUCCACAGCCAAGAAAGAGCUGGCAGCAGUAUAUGCCUUUUUACCUGUAAGUUAUAACUAUAUAUAUAUGAGGCAUUGACAGGAAAACUCUGGCUUACUGAUGCUCUCAACUCCGCGGUCUGUCUGUCUGUCGCUUCUCAUUUGAAUCAAUAAAUAUCCCAUCAAACAGACCAAUCAUGCAUACUACGCGAUGUCCGCGACGCCCAGCACCAAAUGUGGAGAGAGAACACCCGCUCCAAAAACCUGGGGAUAUUCGAGAACCAGGAAUUCACCAUCGGAGAAACUGCACAUACUUCAGGCUUUUGAAGAUAAAAAGGAUAGAAAAUAAUAAUAGAAAAAUAAACAUGAGCUAUGGUUGUCGACGCGAUCAGGACCAUCCUCAGGACCAUCUUAUUAUCAGUUGUUGCAUGUCUCUUCCUGCCCGUCUACCCUUGCUUCAUCGUCAGCUUCGCUGCUGAGAAAGCCGCUGAUGAGCGGAGGGCAGAGGGCCUCAUGGAGCCCAUCGUGGGCCUGGCUUCAACAAACCCAGAAGAGAGAAGAAAGCUUUCCAUAACCCCCUCCAUGCUUGAGGAGGGUCACUCCUCCAACGGCCGUGCGAACGGCGUCAAUAACGUUCUCACGAACAACAGCACCUCGUUCGAUGCGGCGCGCAGCAAGGACAGGCCGAACAGGGUCGGGAGACUAUUAUCCAAACUGCCAUUUGCCAAACCUCCCCGAGUUCCUUUAUUGCACUUACUGCAACAAUUCACUCUCUACACACAUGACUGA
Blastomyces dermatitidis ER-3 is the source of this 1292-nucleotide messenger RNA. RefSeq lists its product as uncharacterized. Lineage: Eukaryota; Fungi; Ascomycota; Eurotiomycetes; Onygenales; Ajellomycetaceae. The transcript has 4 exons. Bases 876 to 1292 code for a protein of 138 amino acids. The record is from RefSeq and is a predicted model, not a curated record.